Molecule: messenger RNA, 760 nt
Organism: Eleginops maclovinus (Patagonian blennie)
Lineage: Eukaryota; Metazoa; Chordata; Actinopteri; Perciformes; Eleginopidae
Gene: npffl
Product: neuropeptide FF-amide peptide precursor like
Exons: 3
Coding region: 147-530 (127 amino acids)
Molecular function (GO): neuropeptide hormone activity
Source: RefSeq, a predicted model, not a curated record
ACUUCACAGGACACUUAACCCCAACGGGACAAGUCUUUCCUCACUCCACAGGAGCAGACCCUUUGGAAGUCAACAAAAAAGACAACCAAAGUCCUUCCUCUACUUCUGUCAUCAGAAUUCAUCUGACCUCUCUUCAGUUUGAGACCAUGGACACAGCUGCAGUGGUGACUCUCCUGGCUCUGGUUGUGGCGAUGGCUGGCGUCAGUCAGGCUCUUCAUGUCCAAGGCAGCCUGGACAAAAAUGAUAUCCUGCCAGACUCAGAGGACAACAUGGCCGACCACCUGCUGGGGCUGGAGAGUGAAAACACAGAUAACAGCGUUGAUGACCGUUUGCUGAGCGCGGUGCUGAGAGCUCUGCUCCUCGGAUCUCAGAGAGAAACCAGGAACUCUGUCUUCCAUCAGCCACAGAGGUUUGGGCGCGGCUCCAGAGGGCAGGUCAUUUCGGAGGAUCAGAUGCAUUCCCGUGAUUGGGAGGCUGCCCCCGGUCAGAUCUGGAGUAUGGCGGUGCCCCAGAGGUUUGGAAAGAAAUGAUCAUUCAACCCGAUUCUCACAUCAAAGUCCUGGCAUAGGACCAAGCAGCGGGGCAACUGUGGAGAGACAACAUUUGAAUGAAUUAAUCAGAAUCUGUUUUUUCUACAUUGUCCCAUGGCCUACACAACAUUUAGUUAUACAUGACAUGGGCUUCAUUUUACAUUUUUUUUCCUUAUAAUAUAUAAUGAAGCAUGAAAACAAAUGCCUAUUUGGGUUUUGUGAGCAGACUU